ACUCGUGUGGCUCUUAGCAAAUCUCCUUUUCCAAGAAAAACCCACAGAGGCCGCUUGAAAUUAGGGCUUACCCUUGCGAGAGCGAGAGAGAGACUUGGAGAGCACUCGAAAGAAGGAGAAGAAGGAGAAGAAGGAGAGGAAACCCAGACAUCUCAGACAUCUAUCCUGCGAACCAUCUACAAUCUCUAGCUCCUCAACACAACGGUUGUGCAGGUGUGAAUUGGUGAUUUGCACUCUGAUGGCAAAGAAACCUGUCCCAGAAAUAGAUGAUGAACUUUUUGACGAAGUUUAUGGAAAGGCAUAUACCGGUCCACCUGGUUUAACUGCUAACAAUGCACAAGAGAAAGCAAACUCAAAUAAAAGGCCCAAUGCAAGUGCAAAUGCUAAUGCUGAGUCUGAGGAAGAAGAUGAGCCACACGAUCCGAAUGCUGUUCCCACUGAUUUUACUAGUAGGGAAGCUAAAGCAUGGGUAGCUAGAGCCAAGGCUACUGAAAGAAACUGGAAGAAAAGGAAGGAGGAAGAAAUGAUCUGCAAAAUAUGUGGACAAUCGGGUCAUUUUACACAGGGUUGUCCAUCUACGCUUGGAGCAAGUCGCAGGUCCCAAGAUCUUUUCCAAAGGGUGCCCGCAAGAGAUAAGCAUAUCAGGGCUCUUUUUACAGAAAAAGUAAUCCACCGGAUUGAAAAGGAAGCUGGUUGCAAAUUCAGAAUGGAGGAGAAGUUUAUAAUCAUCAGUGCCAAAGAUGACUCAAGCUUAACAAAAGGCGUCGAUGCUGUGCACAAAGUGAUUCAGGAUGAGGAAAAAGCUAAGGCAGCGGGUUCUUCGGCUUCUCACAGGACCCGAUCCAGAUCCCCUGAUAGAAGCCCCGUGGGUCCUCAGUUGAGGCGCUCGGAAUCCCAAAGGUCUCACUCUCAUCAUAGUCCCAGAAAACCCCCACAGGUCCAACCGAAGGCCUUUAAACAGGAAAGAGUUAUUGAAGAUCAUCUGCGUGAGGAUCUGAAGCAGAUGUCAAGGAGGUCACCACAAGCUUAUGGUAAUGACGGAGCUAGGGGUCGCCCAAGCCAUUCGAGAUCUCCACCACGCUCUGCUUUCACUGCCGAUGCGUUUGGUUCAUAUGACGGCCAUACUCAGAAUGCUGGGAUGCCUAAAACUGAAAACUGGGAUACUGAGAGGCGUGGGGCAGACGCCCAUUCUGGCCGUAAGUUUGAAUUCCCUGCUUAUCCGCAGACAUUGGAAGAACUAGAAAUGGAAUUUAAGAGGGAGGCAAUGGAAUUUGGAAGAAUCCGUGACAAGGAAGAGGAUGAAGAAAACUACAAGCACCGUGAGACCACCAGAGAACUGAGAGAGACUUACAUGAAGAAACUGGCCAUACUAAGGGGCAUGCAUGCAAAGCAAUGGGAAGAGUUUCUUCAACUUAACAUGCAAAGGCAGCAAAGGGCCCACCAGCAUGUGUCGGCGCCAAGCUACGAUACGUAUAACCAACCGAAUUAUCCAGAUUACGACCGCUCAUCUGGGAAUCCUCAUUACAUGGGAGCUAAUGUGCCAAUGGAAUUGAGAGGCAGAUACCCAUAUCCCGUUGAGAAUUAUUCGAGUUCGAGGCCCCCCCAUGAUUCCUACAGCGAGUUUCAGCGUCAGAGACAUGAGGACUAUGGGAAGACAUACAACCGAUAUUGAAUCUGAAUUUCAGAUGGAUUUUUGCGGGCAUGAUUGUUGGUGGUACGAGUUACAGAAACAGCAGGGCGGUCUAGGUAAGUACUUGGUUAUUUCUUGAAUUAUGGAUCUUGGAAUCGUGGAACUGAAGGUGGUAGCGAUGAACAUUUUGGGCACAAUCUUAUUGAAAAACGCUCUAUGCUUUGCA
Molecule: messenger RNA, 1856 nt
Organism: Magnolia sinica
Lineage: Eukaryota; Viridiplantae; Streptophyta; Magnoliopsida; Magnoliales; Magnoliaceae
Exons: 6
Coding region: 239-1672 (477 amino acids)
Molecular function (GO): nucleic acid binding; zinc ion binding
Source: RefSeq, a predicted model, not a curated record